Messenger RNA from Melozone crissalis (California towhee), 1615 nucleotides. RefSeq names its product centrosome-associated protein 350-like. The transcript is spliced from 5 exons. Gene Ontology annotation, biological process: microtubule anchoring. The record is from RefSeq and is a predicted model, not a curated record. Gene Ontology annotation, cellular component: centrosome. Gene Ontology annotation, molecular function: microtubule binding. Lineage: Eukaryota; Metazoa; Chordata; Aves; Passeriformes; Passerellidae. The coding region runs from base 36 to 1118 and encodes 360 amino acids.
CUCAACACAAAUAUAAAAGUGCCUUUGAAAAAGACAUGAUGAAUUAUGGCAAAGGCCUGAGGCAAGAAGACAAUCAGAAACCAUUUCCCCUCAAAGAAAAUUCAGUUGCUGCCUUAUCUGAGCCAUCAGCAAAGGUUUCUGAUGUUUCACUGGGUGAUUUUGAUACGCUUUGCAUUCAUGGUUGUCACACAGUAACAGACAGAAUUGUAACUAAAUUUAUAGAUGAUGCAGUUAAAGAAUAUAAGAAGAUUAAAAGAAAACACAGAUCAAAAGCAGACAAGAUACUUCAUUUAUCUCCAGAGACUUCUCCAACCACUUUGCCUCUACUUUUAAAAAUCCUUGAUGCUGGUGUUUUUGGAAGCUCUGAAGAUUUUGAUCAGCCUAAUUCUGACCAAAACCUGCUGAUGAGACAGACACAAAAGCAACACUUGUACAAAUUAGACCAGUGGCACUCAGCUCCUUGGAAGAAAACUGUGGAAGUCCCUCUUGUGAUACCACAUAACAGUUCUUACGUUAAAAAUUUGUCUGCAUAUGCUGUGGAAGAAUUAUGGACCCCAGAGAACAUAAAAUCAAAUUUCAGGAACAUCAACAUGCCAAAGUACUUGGAAUACAGUGAUCUCCCAGGGAAUGAUUUGGAAGCACAGAGCAAGAGGAUGUAUAAUCAGGUUAUAUUUGAUUUGAGCCAUGAGUUGCUGUGUGCAGAAUAUCAAGUGACUGCAAAGCCAAACAUCUUUCCAUGGAUGGAAAAAGUGGGAUCUCCCUGUUGCAGGCAUCUCUGCAGCAGGACAGAUGUCAGUGAUGUCAAGACGUUUGUUCAGGGUGAAAUUAUUAAAAUAAUGAACCUGGAAAAGAAUGACUUAGAAAUGAAAAGAAAAUUCCUAAAUAUGACCAAGUAUGGAAACUGUAAGAGAGACAGAGUGGACCUUAUUCUGAUCCAGGAGCUCCGCAAAGAAGAAUCUCAGUGGACUUUCUAUGGUGAUGAUGAAUUAAGAGUGAAGAUGAGGAUGACUGAAGCCAUAUUCGAUAGCUUGAUCCUUGAUACAAUCAGAGUUCUUAAUCAGAUUUAUCUGAAAAAAGCCUCUUUGACAGGUGACUGUGCACCAUCUUUUCUCUUUUAAUCCACUGUGGAACUGGUUAAAAGGAGAUGGCUUCAGAGAGCUGGCACAGGGAAUGGCAGGACCUGGAGCCAGACAAUCGGGUUAAAUGUCUAUCAUUUUAUGCAAAUGAGGCAAAUACUGAUGUGAUGCACUUUAAAUUGGAAAUAUUUCUAUCAGCACCUUCAAUUCCUAACAAUUAGAUGUGUGCCUGUAAUUGGGUUAUUUAUCAUGCAAUUCACAGGAGCCCAUUUUUACAAUAUCUAAAUGUGGGGUGCUGAGAAUGUACUUUAACAGACAAAAAGAGGAAAUCAAUACUCUUUUUGUAUAGGCAAAACUGGGGGAAAAAAAAUCAAGAUUUUGACAAGGAAAUAGAAGCAUUUCCUCAGCAUGGUAAUUGUUCACAAUGCUAAUUGCUGUGGUCCCACCUAUUUUGUACUGAGAAAAUCAAAUUUUUGUUAGUUCUUUUUAAAAUAAAUGCUGUGCAAAUAUUUCGUACUGGAAUUCAGGAACUGUUUAUU